AUGGAAAUUAAUCAAACUCGAAUCAUCUUUUUAUUUAUCCUCGUGAUAAAUCUAUUAUCGUGUUCAAAUGCUAAUAAUUCUACCUCGUUUGAAAAUAGCCGGCUUAAAAUUCUGGCAAUCUUUCCUCAUCCGGGCAAGAGUCAUUUUUUCGUAUUCAAACCUUUCAUCGAAGAGUUAGCACGUCGAGGCCACGAAUUGACGGUGAUUUCUUAUUUUCCGAGAAUCGAGAAGGAUGAAUAUAUUCCUACUUAUAAAGAUAUCAGUUUGGCCAAUGAAAAGAGUGACGUGCUUAUAAACGUAGUCGAUUUGAAAAGAUUUGAAGGGAAGUUUUACAUUUAUAAAUAUUUUAGCAAUAUGUACAUGUUGUACAAGAUGAGAUUCGUAACUUGUGAAAAUUUAAAACAUCCAGCUGUAAAGAAACUGAGCGAAAAUGGGGAGAAGUUCGAUUUGGUGCUGAUAGAGAAUUUCAAUACUAAUUGUUUCAUGAGCUUUGUGCACAAAUUCAACGCGCCCUUUAUAGAUAUAUCUACCCAUCAGCCAAUGCCGUGGACUAUACAUAAUUUGAGACUUUACAACGAAGCCAGUUUCAUACCUACGUUGUUGAGCCCGAUUUUAAAACCGAUGAAUCUUUUUUAUAGAACGAUGAACGUGUUGUCGCUAUACGUCUCAUCGGCGCUAUAUUACACGUUUUUCCAUUGGAAGGAUCAAUCUGUAGCGGAAGAAAUUUACGGUCCGGAUAUUCCGAAUGUGAUGACGAUAAGUAAGAACAUUACUAUUUUUUUCAUUAACACGCAUUACACCAUUCACGGUGGCAUCUCGUAUCCGCCAAAUGUCAUCGAAGUGGGUGGAAUUCACAUCGAAUCGAAAAGAAAACCUCUGCCACGGAACAUAGCCAAAUUUCUCGACGAGGCUCACGAGGGUGUUUUGUAUUUCAAUCUCGGCUCGAUGAUCAAAAUGUCUACGAUGCCGAAGGAUAAAUUGAAUAUAUUGAUCAAAGUGUUUCGUUCCAUUCCUAGAAAAGUGAUUUGGAAAUGGGAACAGGAUGACAUUCCGGAAUUACCCGACAACGUCAUGGUCCAGAAAUGGCUGCCUCAAUACGACAUAUUAAAUCAUCCGAACGUUAAGUGUUACUUCGGCCACGGUGGUCUCCUCGGAUUAACGGAAGGAAUUCACAGCGGGGUCCCGAUGAUACUCAUGCCCUUCUACGGUGAUCAAUAUACGAACGCGGCCGCGGCUCAAACUAGAGGCGUCGCUAUUAUCCUGGAAUAUCACGAUUUCAUCGAGGAAAAAAAACUGAGAAACGUCAUCGAUCAAAUAUUCAACGACACGAGGUAUAGGGAGAACGCCAAGAGGCUUUCGAAAGCUUUUAAAGAUCGGCCAGCCAGCCCUCUGGAGACAGCGAUAUGGUGGACGGAAUACGUGGCACGUGGGAACGGUUUGCCAUACGUGAAGAGCGAGGCGAUAACCAUGCCCUGGCACGAACGUUACCUCGUCGAUGUGUACGCCGUUCUUCUACUCUUGUUUUUGCUCGCUCUUUACGUACAAUACAGAGUGGUAAAGUACGCGUUUGCCCGCGUUAUGAGAUCGGAGGACGCGGAUAGUAAAAGGCGAGCGACUCUCUCUAAGAAGAGGGAUUGAAAUCUUUGGAUAAUGAAUAAUGCGAGGAGAUGUCUCGCGAGAUGGAUACGAUGAUGGAUGGUGUUUGUAAAGCGUGAUACGAGAAUACGAGAACGAAACUACGGAACGGAAUAAGAAAAACAAUCGUGCAUCGUGUCUGCAAAUAUUCUUUUCUUUUUUUUUUCUUUUUCUUUAUCUCUCUCUUCUUUCUUUACCCAAAAACUAGUUUCGAAAAAAAAAAACUGAAUUUCAUUCGUUGGACGAACGAACGAACGAACGAAAGCUCUCCUUUGCUCGAGGUGAAUUUCGAUCUCGGUAUUGUUUCGAUAAUAAGGCAAUCAACGGAGCCUUUCUCAACGCUCGACUCCUAGCUCGGUCGAUAAAUUAAAUCAUCAACGUCUGGAGGCGGCGCGUGUUCGUAAUUCCGAUUACAGUGGCCGACAGAGUCGGAAGUCUGGCCAAUUUUCGUGGAUGCUCCUCUUUCCGCUCGCCCCUCCUUCCCCGGCCAACUCUUUACAACGGAACGAGAAAGAGACCGCCUGACUGGAUGGCUAGGGAACGAAAAGGGAAGGCAGGGUUUGCGAAAAAAGGACGAGAGCAACCUUGGAGGAGAAACCGGCGAAAGAGCGAGAUGGAGGACGAAGACGGUGGAGGGGAGAGGGAAGAAGACGCGAAUGGAGGCGGAAGAAGGGAGAGGGGAGCAGCUUUGCGGGCAUUACUCGGUAUUUCCCAGGUGGCCGAGUCACCGACUGCGUCAACUGGCUUCGGUUCCCGCAACAACGGCAAAAGGGAACAACGAGGCUUUACCGCGACAAGGAGGCGGCUGCAUCGGUUGGUUGUAGCUGCGUUCACAGAUAACACGGAAUCGACGGUGUACUGCGGAGCGCUUUGGAACUACGAGAACGGGACAGAAGACGGUUGGAGAAGAAAAAGAAAACGACGACAACGACGACGACAA
Molecule: messenger RNA, 2575 nt
Organism: Apis dorsata (giant honeybee)
Lineage: Eukaryota; Metazoa; Arthropoda; Insecta; Hymenoptera; Apidae
Product: UDP-glucuronosyltransferase 1-3-like
Exons: 3
Coding region: 1-1638 (545 amino acids)
Molecular function (GO): UDP-glycosyltransferase activity
Source: RefSeq, a predicted model, not a curated record